Messenger RNA from Rosa rugosa (rugosa rose), 911 nucleotides. RefSeq names its product phosphoglycerate mutase-like protein 4. The coding region runs from base 132 to 827 and encodes 231 amino acids. Gene Ontology annotation, cellular component: cytoplasm; cytosol. Gene Ontology annotation, molecular function: phosphatase activity. The record is from RefSeq and is a predicted model, not a curated record. Lineage: Eukaryota; Viridiplantae; Streptophyta; Magnoliopsida; Rosales; Rosaceae. The transcript has 7 exons.
UCGGAGUGUAAGAAACAACAACAACGACUCCCUUCAAUUCUUUAGCAGAAGAUUCAAUUCAACUGGAUUCGGAUACUCCAAGCUCACCACAAAUCCUCUGCUUCGCUCGGAACAGCAACGGCAAAGUCACCAUGGGCGAUUCCGACUCCAAUUCCAGCGGUGGUGCAGAUUAUGCAGAAAUCAUGGUAGUGCGUCACGGCGAAACGGCCUGGAACUCUGAUGGUAGAAUCCAGGGACAUCUGGAUGUUGAAUUGAAUGAUGCUGGGAGGCAGCAAGCAGCUGCAGUGGGCAGUAGAUUAGCCAAGGAUCCUAAAAUCUCUCUUGUAUACUCCUCUGACUUGAAACGAGCUUAUGAGACUGCUCAAAUAAUUGCAGCCAGGUGCGGUGGGCUAAAUGUUGUAACAGAUCCUGAUUUACGAGAAAGACACUUGGGCGAUCUUCAAGGCCUUGUAUUUAGAGAAGCGGCCAAACUUAGUUCUAAGGCCUACCAGGCCUUUAUAUCUCACCGUACAUGUCAAGAUAUUCCAGGUGGCGGAGAAAGUCUUGAUCAACUUUAUGACCGCUGCACAUCUGCAUUGGAGAGAAUUGGUGGUAAGCACAAAGGAGAGCGAGUAGUUGUGGUCACUCAUGGGGGUGUCAUCAGAUCACUGUACCAGCGGGCUUGCCCAAAUGGCAGUUCCAUAGGGAAAGUGGCCAAUACAUCGAUCAACACAUUUCACUUGUAUGAUGAGGACAAAUGGACCAUAAAAUCCUGGGGUGAUAUUAGUCAUCUGAAGGAAACAGAUUAUCUGGAAUCAGGUUUUGGAGGGGACGGAACUUCAGGUUAGUUCAUGCUUAGGUGCUCUUGCAAUUUGUAGGAAUCAAUAAAAUAAUGGAAUUUAUACGAUUGAGUAACAGAUUCGUGAAAGCCA